Nycticebus coucang (slow loris) is the source of this 1609-nucleotide messenger RNA. RefSeq names its product phytanoyl-CoA dioxygenase domain containing 1 (gene PHYHD1). Lineage: Eukaryota; Metazoa; Chordata; Mammalia; Primates; Lorisidae. The coding region runs from base 277 to 1254 and encodes 325 amino acids. The transcript has 13 exons. The record is from RefSeq and is a predicted model, not a curated record.
UCAGAGCUGGGAGGGGCCCUGGUGAUUGCCCCAGGACCUCUUCUACUCUGGGAAUGCAGAGCCACUCAGGGCUGGCCUGGCUUGUGUCCCCCAGCCAUACCCUGCAUCCCACCCUAUCCAGACUGAGCACUACGGAGGGGCAGUUCCAGAUAAUGGUGCCACCUGAACUGGGACUCAGGUGUCGUCCUGCCAGCUCAGCUAUGUGACAGUCUCUGAGCACAACUUCUGGGUGCCUGAUAAUAGCACCCAGAGCCACAAGUGCCCUGAGCUGUCGCCAUGGCCGGCCUGAGCCCCUCACAGGUCCAGAAGGUAGGAGCCUGCAGGGUUGGGGCUGAGAGGGUCAGGAGGCUCAGAACAAGAGGACUAGAGGCAAAUCAGAAUAAGCCACUUGCUGUGACCCACCCCUCUGCACUUAGGUUCCAGCAGGAUGGAUUCCUGGUGCUGGAAGGAUUCUUGUCUGAGGAUGAGUGUGUGGCCAUGCAGCAGAGGAUUGGUGAGAUAGCGGCUGAGAUGGAUGUCCCUCUUCACUGUCGCACAGAAUUUUCCACCCAGGAAGAGGAGCAGCUUCAAGCCCAGGGCCGCACAGACUAUUUCUUGAGCAGUGGCGACAAGAUUCGAUUCUUCUUUGAGAAAGGCGUUUUUGACAAGAAAGGAAAUUUCCUGGUCCCUCCAGAGAAAUCCAUCAACAAAAUUGGCCAUGCGCUACAUGCUCACGACCCUGUCUUCAGGAGUGUCACACACUCCCCCAAGGCCUUGGCCAAAAGUCUGGGCCUCCAGAUGCCCGUGGUGGUACAGAGCAUGUACAUCUUUAAGCAACCUCACAUUGGCGGCGAAGUUUCCCCUCACCAGGAUGCCACCUUCCUGUACACGGAGCCACUGGGCCGGGUGCUGGGCAUAUGGUUUGCGCUGGAGGACGCCACGCUGGAGAACGGCUGUCUCUGGUUCAUCCCUGGCUCCCAUACCAGUGGUGUGCCCAGAAGGAUGGUCCGGGCCCCUGCUGACUCAGCACCUGGUACCAGUUUCCUUGGGUCUGAGCCUGUCCGGGAUGCCAGCCUCUUUGUGGCCACGCCUGUUCAGAGAGGGGCCCUGGUCCUAAUCCACGGAGAAGUGGUGCACAAGAGUGAGCAGAACCUCUCUGCCUGGUCGCGCCAUGUCUAUACGUUCCACCUCAUGGACGCUGCUGGCACUGUCUGGAGCCCAGAGAACUGGCUCCAGCCAACAGCUGAGCUGCCUUUCACCCCGCUGUACACCUAAAAGCCUCUCACAGGGCUCCGGCCCUGUCCACUCCCAAGUGAGGCUUCAGCUGUGAACACCAGCACCUUGCUUGGUCUCUGGGCUACAACAGGGAAGUCCUGUCUCCCAUCCUGGGCUCUCCUCCUGCUAGUGUCUACGCCCUCAGCCCUGCAGACAGCAGGCAACAGGGCAGCAGCCUGGGCUGGGUUGGCGGUUUCCCAAGAUUUUGUCUUUAUCUCCCCACUGCCCCAACACAGUCUCCUCCUCGAGGAGAUUUCACACAUGAAAGUGUUCUGGUCUCUUUUCACUCCUUUUUUCUCUCUGAUUGAACUCAGAUUAUUACGGUGUAAGAUACUGAAUAAAAAUGACUCCCGAA